UCGGAAACCAGAGACCGAAGAAUCGGACGAAAACCUUGGGGCAAGAAGAGUCCACCAACCUGGCCGCCGGAGUCGCACUGGAGGAAAAGUUUCUAUGCUACGGAAUUAGGAACCAAGGGAAGUAAAACUGGAAGGCACCUAAAGCCUAGGUACAACGACCCGUCCGGGCUAACUGGUUUGGUAGUUGGGGAGGGAUUG
This is a messenger RNA of Ambispora leptoticha, 198 nucleotides long. The record is from the annotation of a GenBank genome assembly. NCBI's taxonomy places the organism in Eukaryota, Fungi, Glomeromycota, Glomeromycetes, Archaeosporales, Ambisporaceae.